This is a messenger RNA of Hippocampus zosterae (dwarf seahorse), 7370 nucleotides long. It is a transcript of the gene aff4, whose product is annotated as AF4/FMR2 family, member 4. The transcript has 22 exons. Bases 430 to 3858 code for a protein of 1142 amino acids. Gene Ontology annotation, cellular component: super elongation complex; nucleus. Lineage: Eukaryota; Metazoa; Chordata; Actinopteri; Syngnathiformes; Syngnathidae. Gene Ontology annotation, biological process: regulation of gene expression. The record is from RefSeq and is a predicted model, not a curated record.
CAACACAAGCUCGCUGUCCUCCAUGCAUCCAUUCCUGUCUGUGGUACCUGCUGACUGCUGAACUAAGCUAGCAGCAUUACCUUAGGAGGCACUUCUUUCCUGGAAUCCAAACAUGAACGAAGGUCCGAAAAAAUGAUUUUAAUUAGGGUCUCUCCCGAGAAGUGAACCCUAAUCGAGGAAGAGAUGGGGGCCGUCUGUUGGGGUGUACCGUCUUAGCUGUUACGGCGUUUUGCUGGGUCCAUUUUGCGUGUAAUUGGAAGUGGAAAAGACAAAGAAAAGAAGCUUUCCAAUAGCUAGAAUGGUUUGGGCCUAAAAAGAAGACAAGAGAUUCUCGAAAGGAGAGCGUAUUACGCACAGUACUACCUCAGAUGAAGACCGCAAUCCUUUUCAAGGGCUUGGAAAAAAAAAAUCAACAACUGUACAAGCAACAUGAACCGUGAGGACCGGAAUGUGCUCCGAAUGAAAGAAAGAGAAAGGAGAAAUCAAGAAAUCCAGCAGGGAGGAGAGGCGUUUACAGCAAAUUCCCCCCUUUUCCCCGAACCUUACAAAGUGUCCAGCAAAGAAGAUAAACUGUCCAGCCGUAUUCAGAGCAUGCUGGGCAAUUACGACGAGAUGAAAGAACCAAUUGGAGAGGCACUUCCGAAGCUUAGCGCCAAACCCUCUAACAGCUCGUCUUCCUCCGAGGAGAAAUCUGGCGCGCCUUUAUUCAGCGAGAACCAACGAGGAGGUGGCAGCAGUCAGAGCAGUAAGUGGACUCCCGUGGGCCCUGCCUCAGCUGCCUCCUCAUCCCAGUCUCAGAAACGUUCCGGACUGCAAGGGGGGCACAGUAGCCAGAGGGGCAGCGGCGGUAGUAGCGGCAGCAGCGGUAGCCAAAGACACAGCGAAAAGAAGUCAAGCAAGCACAGCAGCGGCUCGGAGCACUCCAAGUCGCACACGUCGAGUCCAGCGAAGGGCUCUCUGAGCUCCUCCAGCGGCAACAGCCGCUCCUUAGCUCCCGAGCAGCAUCACUGCAAGGAGCGCUACCGGUCCAAGUCCCCGCGAGACCGUGAGGCCAACUGGGACUCGCCCUCACGGGUUCACACCUCCUUCCCCAGCGGACAGCACUCGAGUCAGGCUUUCCCCCCAUCGCUCAUGUCUAAACCGGGCUCCAUGCUCCAGAAGCCUACGGCCUAUGUCAGGCCUAUGGACGGCCAGGAGACAGCGGAGGCUAAGAGCUCGCAAGCGGAAAGCUACAGUGGACAGUCCCACAGCAGCACCAUGGGGGAGAUGAAGUCCAAUGGCAAGGCCUCGCUCACCAAACUCAAGAUCCCUUCGCAGCCUGUUGAGGGAUCCGGGGAUUCCAACUGCGUUGAUGAGAUUCUGAAGGAAAUGACUCAGUCCUGGCCCCCUCCAUUGACAGCAAUCCACACCCCCUGCAAGACGGAGCCCUCCAAGUUUCCGUUCCCCACCAAGGAUUCUCACUCCUUUUCAAGUGGACAGAAGCGAGGCAGUUCUUCCAAAAGCUCAAGCAGCCACCAGUCAAAAACCUGUGAUGACCAGCCAACUAUGCUGGAAGAUGACCUCAAACUCAGCAGCAGCGAGGACAGCGAUGGCGAACAGGACUCUGCCAAGAAUGCUUCAAGAAACACAUCAGCAAGCCAUAAUAGUGAAGGAGCCGAGCACUCGAGAGACGAUUCAAGUAGCCACAGCGGCUCCGAAAGCAGCUCAGGUUCAGACAGUGAGAGCGAGAGCAGCACGAGUGACAGCGAGGCCAAUGAGCCCCUGCGGCCCGCUUCUCCUGAGCCUGAACAACCAAUGGCCAACAAGUGGCAGCUGGACAACUGGUUCAAGAAGGCAGCCCCACCGUCACCGUUGGAUAACAACAAUGUUCAAACCAAGAGUAAAAAAGAGGGAAGAGAUAACAGCUCAGGGCGUGGCUAUAGUAGCCAGGGAGGGGGAUCGAAAGAUUCCUCGGCACCGGCCCCAAGUCGGGACCUUCGGGCGGCCCAGAAGGGCGGCGAGAGCGGCCGUGGUCGGCAGAAAUCCCCAGCCCAGAGUGAAAGCAGCACAGGGAACCGGAGGCCCGUGGGGAAAAAACAGCCUAAAAAGUCGGAAAAGCUCCCGGUGGUGGAGGAGCCCAGAGGAGGCCUGAGGGUAGAAAGCGAGCCAGCGCCUGAGAUCCCCCCUCAUCGACCCAAAGCAGCCACCAAGGGUUCCAGCAAACCCAGCAUCAAAAAGGAACCCAAAUCCUCUCCGCGGCCCAGCGCGGCCGCUGUUGCCGCCGCGGCAGACAAGCGCAAGGCCAAAACGUGCUCCAAGUCGACUCGGGAGAAGUCUCGAGAGUUUGUCGACACGGACUCCUCAUCGUCAGACUCCGAGGGCAAUGACAGCAUCCCGUCAUCCUCGCAGACGCCAAAGUACACCGAAAGCAUCAGGACGCCCGUGUGCGUGUUUUCCCCAAUGGAGGAAAAGGAGCUGCUGUCUCCACUCAGUGAGCCUGACGAGCGCUACACCUCCAGGCAACCUCCGCAAGUGUUGAUCGUCAAAAUAGAUCUCAACUUGCUAUCGAGGAUCCCCGGGCGGCCGUACAAAGAGCCUGCAGAAAUAAAAGUGGAGCGGGAUGACUCCCAGGACAGAGAUGGCAAAGACUUCAGCAAGCAAAGUUCAGAAAAGAGCUUGAGCAAAGCCAAGAGGAAGCACAAGAAUGAUGAGGAGGGAGCCAAGCCAGACAGCAAGCGAUGCAAGCUGGAGGAAAAGUCUCAAACGCAUCAUAAAAGCAGCAGUAAAGAAUCGAAGAGGUCUUUGGAGAAGAAGGAAGAUCCGGUGCCCUCUCCGUCCAUAGCGGGCCUCCAGCGGACGCCGAAAGCUGAGCAUCCGAGUCGGAAGAGGACGGUCAGCCAGUCCUCCACGUCACUAUCCAGUGGGGCUGGCAGCGGCAAGGAAGGAGGCCAGAGCACGAAGAGCACCUCCACCUCCAAGCACAGAAAAGGCGAGGACAAGGGGCGCAGCACUCGAGAUGGCAAGGAGAAAUCCUCAAAGGGCUGCGAUAACCAGCUGGCUGUGCCGCCGCUCUCCACCGACGGCUCCAAAUCGCAAAGAUCCAAGCUGCCGUUUGAAGACAGGGCCCACUCAGCAGAUCAUUACUUACAGGAGGCCAAGAAACUCAAACAUAAUGCAGAUGCACUGCUGGACCGUUUUGAGAAGGCCAUUUACUACCUGGACGCCGUGGUGUCUUUCAUUGAGUGUGGCAACGCCCUCGAGAAGAGUGCCCAGGAGGCCAAGUCUCCUUUUCCCAUGUAUGCCGAAACAGUGGAACUUAUCAAGUACACAAUGAAGUUAAAAAGCUACAUGGCCCCUGAUGCGACUCCAGCCGACAAGCGGGUAGCCGUUCUUUGCCUACGAUGUCAGUCUCUUCUCCACUUGCGUUUAUUCAAGCUGAGGAAAGACAGCGCUCUUAAAUACUCCAAAACUCUUACAGAGCAAUUAAAGAACUCUCUGAGUAACACCCAGGCUCCCUCUCCUGGAAUGGGGAACAAGGCAGCGGGCAUGCCUUCGCCAGUGUCCCCAAAGCUGUCGCCGGGUACGGCGGGCAGCUACUCGUCGGUGAGCAGCAGCAGCAGCGCCGGCUCGUCCGUCACCAUACCUCAGCGCAUCCAUCAGAUGGCCGCCAGCUAUGUGCAAGUCACCUCCAACUUCCUGUACGCCACUGAGGUGUGGGACCAGGCGGAGCAGCUGGCCAAGGAGCAAAAAGACUUCUUCCAGGAGUUGGACAAAGUGAUGGGCCCUCUCAUUUUCAACACCAGCAGCAUGACUGAUCUGGUGCGUUACACCAGGCAGGGCCUGCACUGGCUGCGACUGGACGCCAAGCUGGUUCCCUAGCGAGGACUCUGGGUUUUUACCCCCCUCCGACCCUGCACGCUGCUCUUCCACCCUCCCACAGCCACGCCUCAGCGAAACGCACACAGUCCACCUCUGAUCACACACACACACACACACACGACUAUGAACUUUUCAAGAAUAUCUUCUAGUGCGUAUGUGUGCACGCAUCUUUUUGUGUGUGUGUGUGUGUGUGUGUGUGUUUGUGUCUGCACCAGCUUGCCCAAAAAACUGAGCUAAUUGGAACCAUCCCAUGGAGAAGCAACAUGCAAUGCCCUUCACAUAUCUGCAUCUUAGCAAAUAGAUGAAACGUGUUUUUUUUUUUUGGUUAUUGUUUUUUAGCCAUUUGGCCCUGAAGCGCUCAGUGAUUUUAUUUAUUAUUUAUUCCCUGAGCUUCAUUCGAUAGGCUACUUUGGCUUUUUUUAUUCUUUGGUUCCGCUCCCUGCCCCCACCAAAGUACCUCGCACGAAACACCAAAGGUGCUUUAAAAAUGUCAAAUUAAGGUUUUUCUCUUAAUUGUUUUUUGUGCCUUCAGUGUGAGCUACAGGAAAACCAAGCAGUCCCCUCUCUCCAUAUGUGUUGUUUCUGUUCCUCACCUUUUAAAAAUUUUUCAGUGACAAAGUUUUGUGUUUAUAAGCUUUGCUUGAAACCAAGCUUCCCUGCAUCCGGGUCAUUUUAUAUUUUGGGCGGCACGCCUGUUAGAUCAUAAGGAAAGGGCUACUGUGCGCAUCCAUAAAUAAUCUUAGCAUUAUAAUAUUUUCUUUUUUACACUUGUGAUAAUCACAAUUUUAUGAUUUAAGCCACAUGAGAUAAAUGAAUUGUCAUAUUUAUCCAGUUAUACAGACGUCAUCCGGUUCCAUGGAAAUGGCCGUUUUAGUCUCCCAGUCUUCUCAAAACGAUCCCAGUAGCGAUUUACUGCCGCUUGAUGCCAAGGAAGUCGGCGGCACUUCCCAUUGCAUUGCUUUUCCUCCGUAGCCGUUGAGAAAUAUCCUCGAGGAAAGUCACUUCCAUACAGUGUUGUUUGCCCAGAGUGUAUUUGUAUGAGUCACAGCAGGGAGUGUUUGAAGUGGUGUCCACAAAUACAAUGCAGUUAUUUCCAUUCAUGUUUAUUGAAGGCGCGCCCUGGUGGGAAACUGAUCUGACAUCUGAUAAAGCAACGGCAGAAACAGAUUGGCGGUGUUGCAUUUAUAGCAAAAUGCAUAGAAUAUAUCUCAAAUAUAUAGAUUUUAUUUAUGUACAUAGGCGGAAUACUCCAUUCUAAUACAUGGAUUUUAAAACUAUUUGACUUAUUUUUUUGUAUGUUUUUCCAAUAGAAUGCAAAACAUGUGGACUUUGUUUCAAUUAAAAUCAUUGUAACUGGGCUUAAACUGAGACAAAUGUAGAAAUGAAUGCCUCCCCUCUAAUCGACUCCGUGCAAGUGAAGGCCUUAGUCAAACAGUUACGCUGUCAAGUGGACAAUUACAAAAAAAUCUCCCAUUGCAGCAAAAAUAUCCAAAAGUAUUGAAGUAACGAUGACAUGUGGUAGUUGUGGAAAGGCAUUUAAUUAUUAAACCAGUCAAUAUACGCCACUGAACAAAGCUAUAUUCUCAUAAAUUACUAAUAUUAGGACCAAUAAAAUGUAAUGUGAACAUUUAAAAUUAAACAGUGCAAAAUAUUUGCACAAAGUGUUAAAAAGGACAUGAAUCAUAGAAAUGAGCAAAUUGGACGGACGGUAAAGAAAACAAUUCGUAUGGUGCGACAAUUGCUUUCGCCACAACAGGACAGGUGAAGUAAGUGUUGUACGUUACGGGAUACCCUGCCACACAGGCGUCAUCCCGGGCUCUGUUGCCACCUACGAAAGGCAGAAUAUUUGAUUUUCCAUCUCGUGGUGGAAGUCGCUACCGUUCAUACAGCACAGCUGCAUGGAAACGGGCACUGUGAAAGGAACAAUGUUUGAAAAUGUCUAGACCAAUCGGAAGGAAUAUCACUUUCGUCUAGUUGUGCUUUCCAGCUCAUUUUUCAGCUUCAGAGUACCGGUAGCUUUUUUUCCCCCCCCGUCGUUGUCGUCCUCCACCGACUCCUGACUUUCUGGCUAGACUGUUUAAUUUCCCUCUUAACACUUGUAAAAGAGAAAAAAAACAUUAUUUUUUAAUCUAUGCAGGAUUUCUUUUUUUUAUUUUUAUGAAAAGGAUAGGAUGUAUUGUGGCUUUUUAAAAAUUUAUUCAUAGGUUUGUUUUUUUCUACUUUCAAAAAAAUUCAAGUGUCCAAUGCCUUUUUUGCAAUGUGGUUUUUCAUACGUUUGUGUAUAUUUUGUAACUAAAGAAAAGAAAAAAAAAAGAACAGAUGGUAUGUGCCAUUCUGUACUGAAAGCUGGAGGCCACUUUUUCUCAUAGGAAAAUCCUCUGAGGGUUUUUUUUUUUUUCAAUGUCCAGGCCAGCCAACGUGUUCAUACACUGGUACACUUUGUAAGUACAAAUGUAUACAUCGACGCGUCGUCCGUAACCUUUUUUUAAUUUAUUUUUCUGACCCCCUCCCUUUUUUUUUUUAAUAACAGCUGACACAACAGGAAGAUGUAAAUCUAUGGGGGAGGGGGCGUGAUUGUUUAUGUUGAAAUGUCAUUGUAAGUAGUAAUUUUAAUGAAUCCAGGGUAUGUUUUUUUUUCCCAAUAGGAAGAUGUUAACAUUUGCAUGUUUCUAUUUAAAUGUAUAAAGUGUACAUAUGAUUUUUCUCUCAAUGUGUAUUUCUACCACAGGAGGACAUUUUUAUUGAAAUUCAAUCUCAUUGUAAAUAUAUUUGUGAGAUAGUUUUAUGCAUCCCCGCUACCCCCUUUUCUCUCUAGCUCUCUUUCUCUCUCACUUGACUUUUUGUCUUUGGAACUGUACAGAUGACACACAAAUCUCAAUGCUCCGGGGUUGGGGGGGACUUUUUGUACCAGGACCAUUUGACAAAAGAAAUUUGGGGGGAAACAAACAACAAAUGGGAAACAAAUGUUUAUUAUUAUAUAUUUAGAGCAUUUUUAAAAUUGCGCAGCAGUUCGGGUGAAAUGGCAGGUUCCCCAACUCUUGUCUUUUAUGUGCUUGUGUCUUCACCGCUGUGUCAUCAUUUUAUCUCCUCUGUAUUUUGUCCUUGUCAUCGUCCAUCCUACAAGGCAUCAGAUGUACAGUCUUCCAUCAAUCUUGAGAGUAUUUCCUACCCUUUUUAUGAACAAUUGGUCACGUGAGUCUUUUAAGAAAAAGGUUUCUCAAAAGCUGUAGCAGUUUAUAUACAUUCUCUUGUAUACUUUUAAAAGCCUCAAUGAGCAGCCUACGCUAUGUACUAUAGUCUAAAUUGGCUUAGUUUUUAAGAUGAAAUAGAUGCUAUUAUACGAUGGAUGCAAUACGAUUUAAAGGUACUCAUGGAGUUUUGAGCUUCAAACUUUAGGUCAUGUAAUUUAAAGAACAUUCUUGUGAAGUGAGUAUUAAUUGUGUGACUAAUGAGUCUGUCCUGAAUAUUCUUUGUAUUUUUGUCGUAUUGGGAAUAAAAUAUAUAUGAAUAUG